Molecule: messenger RNA, 3539 nt
Organism: Anas platyrhynchos (mallard)
Lineage: Eukaryota; Metazoa; Chordata; Aves; Anseriformes; Anatidae
Gene: PAQR5
Product: progestin and adipoQ receptor family member 5
Cellular component (GO): membrane
Molecular function (GO): signaling receptor activity
Source: RefSeq, a predicted model, not a curated record
CGCCUGGAUGCGGUUCUGCCGGCUGCUUCCAGUAAUGGCCACGCAGCGCUCGGCACCGAUUCACAGCCCUCAACCCACCCUCUGCUCAGCCACUGAAACAUCGCUCACGGCUGCCCGGGACGCAGCAAAAAAAAAGAGGUUUUGUGGAGGGGAAGGGGAAAUGCGCCGGGUUUUGUGUGUGGCUGUGGGAGCAGCGCGGGGACGGAGCCGUCAGGGCAGCGACGCUGCGGCGUGGGCCGAGGAUCCUCUCCUUGGUAGCACCUCCCUCCCCAUCCCCGUGACGGUUUCAACUUUUGCAGUCUCCCUGGAGACAGUUAAGCAAGUUUCUGGUGUUUUCCGGUGCUAAAGGGCCCUGGGAGCCGAAGAUGCACGGAGAAGCCUACACGAGCCAGAAUUAAUUCGCUCCUAAUCGCGGCGCGCAGCCGGCCGGGCUGACCUCCGCACGUCCUUCCCUGCGCCCAGCGGGGACCAUCCCCGGGUGGGACCCUCCCGGCCCCAUCCCCGUCCCGCUGGUGCCUGCUGCGAGCCCGGCUCUUGGCAGAGCUCCCCGGCCCUUCCUGCCUCGCCUCCCUCGCUGCGAGCCUGCCCAGGCCCCGGCCCAGCCAUGCGGGCUGUGUUUGUACACAGAUGAGUAACAGCUCCAGGCGCUCGCACAGCGCCCAGCCCGCUGCCGGCAGCAGCGCCCCCAGGGGUGGAGGCGGAGAAGGGAGCGGCGGCGCUGCCGGGGCCAUCAGCGGUGCCACGCGGUGCCUGGCCAGGCAGCGAUGUGCCCAGGCAGGGUGUGAGGCACCGCCGGGGCUCGUCCCCAAGGACGCUGAGCCACCGUCAUCCCUUGGAUCCACCGUCCCCACUGCAUGAUGCUGAGCCUCAAGUUACCCCGGCUGCUCAGCAUCAACCAAGUGCCUAAGGGCUACCAGGAGCAGGGCAUCCUCUGCGGGUACCGCCCUCCGCGGAGCUCGGCAGCCGACUGCCUCCUCAGCGUCUUCCAAAUGACCAACGAAACGCUCAACAUCUGGACCCAUUUCGUGCCCGCCUGGUACUUCGUGUGGACCCUGGUGGGGCGGCUGCGGGGGCCGGGGGGCCCUGAGGACCCCCACUCGUGGCCUCUCCUCGCCUACCUGCUGACCUGCUGCAUCUACCCCCUGGCUUCCAGCUGCGCCCACACCUUCAGCCCCAUGUCCACCCGCGCCAGGCACAUCUGCUACUUCUUCGAUUACGCGGCGCUCAGCAUGUACAGCUUGGGCUCUGCGCUGGCGUAUUCAGCGUACGUUUUCCCGGACGAGUGGCUCAGCAGCACCUUCCACCACUGCUACGUCCCCAUCGCCGUGUUCAACACCGUGGUGAGCACCAGCCUGUCCUGCUACUCCAGGUUCCUGGAGGUGGAGCGGCCGCGGCUCAGCAAGGUGUCCCGCACCCUGGCCUUCGUCUACCCCUACCUCUUCGACAGCAUUCCCCUCUUCUACAGGUUCUACCUGUGCGCCGUGUGGGGCUGCGCCGAGCCCGCGGUCGCGCUGCACUACAAGCACACCGCCUUCGCCUUCCUCACCUGCUUCAUCUUUGCCACUCACCUGCCGGAGAGGCUCGCGCCAGGACACUUUGACUACAUCGGGCACAGCCACCAGGUUUUCCACGUGUGCGGGAUCCUGGGCACGCACUUCCAGAUGGAAGCCAUCAUGCUGGACAUGAGCGAGCGCCACGAGCGGCUGCUGGCCACCUCGCUGCUGCCCUCCGCCCUGCAGACCCUGGCGCCCAUGGGCACCUGCAUGGCCAUCGGCCUGGCCGUCAUCGGGCUCUGCUCUGCGUCCCUCCGCUUCAUGCCCGAGCCCGGGCACAAGGACAAGCCACACGGCCACUAGGCUUCGGGUCUAGGUGGCCUCCGUGCUGCUCCGCAGGCCAGAGCCUAAACAGCAGGUGGAUGGGAUGAACGAGGGGUUUAUCCGCAUUCGCUCCACGAGAAAAUAUUUAUUUAUGGUUUCUCGCGAGCGAAACGUAUUGCACUGUUUUUUGUACAUAGAGCUUUAAAGCUGGGAACAGAUUACGCAGCGCUUUUAAUCAAGUUGGUCUUUCACCACCAGGAAUAUUUAAAAUAAUCUUAACGUUUCCUGCAGAAGGGAGAUAAGUGCUAAUACUUUCCAAAGCAAUAGGCAUUCAUCGGUUCUGCCUUAUGGAGGACGUGGGGAGGCACGGGCAGGGGGGUACGAGUGUCCCUGCCGCUGGCUUGGUCCUGAAGCAGACCCCGAUGGCAGGGGAGGGAGCGCGCUGUGCGCCGCGUCCUGAGCACUGAGCACAGGGCCCUCGCCCUGCAGGUGCUGUCAUCCAGGAGGCUAAAACUCAGCCAUCCGAGUCCUUGCACUAAACCCAAGUGCCUACCCCAUGUGGGGCUGAGGGAGACCAGGGCGUGCCUACACUUUAUAUUUUACUGAAAUAGCUAUUUUUGAUAAUUAUCCGGAAAGUGUUGCUCCAAGGGAUUUGCUCUUUUUGUCCAACUCCUAUAGAUGAGUCCUGGGGAGUGAAUCUCCAUGCAAGAGCUCAGCUCUCACCCUGUGGCUGGGGGCACCUCUGUCCCUCCCUGCCUUCUGGUCCCUCUUGCACAGAAAAGUGUUUGUGGCUCCCCCAGGGCUGGGCUCCACGGUACAAGCAGCCCACCGAAGGGGAUGGCUUCUCCUCCAGGAGAGGUCCUGAGGGCUUUGGGGACGUUUCCGAGGAGGCUGUCACGUUGGUUUUACCUGCUACCUUGCAGGAGGUGCAUGUGAUGCAGAUGACUGCUACGGAAUGUUAUCGAGCUCCUUGAUAAUCAUACGGGUGUGUAACGUGUUGCGCCUAUAAUUACCUCUCUCAAGGUAUACUAGAUGCACUUUUGAGUGGCAACACAAUGGCUCGUUAAAGAUAUUAUGGGACAACUGAGUCUGUUGAAAGCAAACUUUCUUUUGAAAGCUGACCAAGAUUUAUAUUAAUAUUUAUAAGCACUGGAACAUAAUUGUUUAUUCAACAGUUUUAUUUCAUUAAAAGAGGAAACUAAUAUAACUAUGGCACUGAUGUAUUCUGACCUGAUUUGGGUAGUUCCGUUUCUGUCUGUGAAAAUAAUCACUUCAGAGAUAAUUGCUAAUAAUUGCAAAGCUUAUUUACCUUGUGUAUAUGUGUAACUGGAAAGGAAUCUGGCUCUAUCUGCAAGACGUGAUUUAAGCUCUGUAAACUUUACAUGAAUUAUUCUAAUUUUUUUUCUUACUUGUUUGUUUAACUUCUGAAUUUGGGAAGCUCUCUGGUGCUCUUGAGGUGAACUUAUUUGCAGGAAAACUACACUGAAAAUAUAGCACUACAUUUUAUACUGCCAUAAUCCCUCCGGAUCCUGCAGCCCUUUGCACGGACCCUCUGCCCAGUGCACACCUUAAACAACAAAUGAGCGAGUGUGGUUUGAUCUUGGAGCAGCGUAGCCAAGCCAGAUUUCUUAUUCAGUUGGCGACAGGCCUUCAAAAAGCUGUUCAAUGUACUUCAUUUUAUUCACAUCAAGAAAUAAAAGCUUUGUGUCGAGUUGUAAACAA